GGCCCUUCCUGGCAGCCACGCCUGAGAAGGAGGGGGCCGACAGCCAGCCGGGGCCCGGGCUGUCCCUGGGGGAAGAUGCCCCGAGUGGGGAAAGGAUGGGGAAGAAGAGGCUGGAAAGGCUGCCCGUUUGGAUCGGAGGAGCCUCUCUCGCCAGGCACGGAGCGCAGCAGCGGCACUGGGGGGCUGCAGGAAGAAGCCGGAGAGGGGGGCAGCGGAGGGACCCAGGCGGCGUCCGGAGGGCGGGACUGUCCCACUGAGCUCAAGAAUGGGGGCGCGGGCGGAGCAUCUCAGCCGCACUUGGGCGCUCCCGGAGUGGAAGAGCUCGUGGCCGGCCGCGCUGCUAGCAGCAGCCUCCAUCCUGAGUCCUUGCUGCUUCCUCCUCGCUCAAGCCAAGAAAAGCAGCGGCGGCAGCAGCAGCAGCAGCAGCAUCAUCGCGAAGAUUCCUGUCUCCCAGAUACCGAGCUCCACCUCUCGUACCGGAUCCUGCUCCUAGAGCUCCAUCUCUCGUACCGGAAUCUGCUCCUAGAGCUCCAUCUCUCAUACCGGAAUCUGCUCCUAGAGCUCCACCUCUUGUACCUGCUCCUGCUCCUGGGACUCCUUCUCUCCUACUGGAUCCUAAUCCCACCACUCUGCCUCUUGCAUCAGAUCCUGCUCCCACCACUCUGCCUCUUGCAUCGGAUCCUGCUCCUACAGCUCCAUAUCCAGCACCAGAUACUGCUCCUUUAG
Molecule: messenger RNA, 726 nt
Organism: Hemicordylus capensis (graceful crag lizard)
Lineage: Eukaryota; Metazoa; Chordata; Lepidosauria; Squamata; Cordylidae
Exons: 3
Coding region: 76-726 (216 amino acids)
Source: RefSeq, a predicted model, not a curated record